This is a messenger RNA of Mucor velutinosus, 240 nucleotides long. RefSeq lists its product as uncharacterized. The transcript has a single exon. The coding region runs from base 1 to 240 and encodes 79 amino acids. NCBI's taxonomy places the organism in Eukaryota, Fungi, Mucoromycota, Mucoromycetes, Mucorales, Mucoraceae. The record is from RefSeq and is a predicted model, not a curated record.
AUGUCCUCCUCCUCUCGUUUGUUCUCAUUCUUUUCCUCAAAACUAAGUCGUCAAGCCAGUCAAAUCUCUCUCGCAAGCACCAUCACUCAAGAUGACGAGAAUAAUUCCAUCAUGUCCUCGUCCUCCACAUUAGCAAAGAAUUGGCAUUACUGUAACUGUUGCAAAAUUGGUUUCGCUUCCAAGAAUCGUCAUGAUUGGCACCUGGAAGUCUGCCGUAAUCGCUCCUCUGGCUCCGUCUAG